UAUGCGAUUCUUAAAACCCUUGGCAAGGGAAAUUUCGGCAAGGUUUAUCUAGCCAAUGAUUCUCUCACCGGAGAAAACGUAGCCGUAAAGGUGAUGAGUAUGUCGGCUUUUAAGAACGACGACCAGCAGAUACAUGCCCACAGCGAACAGACUAUAUGCGAUGCCUUUGUUACAUCGCUCAACCAUAAAAACAUUGUCAGGGUUAUAGAGGUCACAGCAGACGACAGCAAUAUGUGUGUUGUAAUGGAGUAUGUGUCAGGUGGAGAACUUUAUGAUGCUAUUCGGAAGGUUCGCAAACUACAAGAACCCAAAGCUCAAAAGUGGUUCCGAGAGUUGGUAGAGGCAGUGGGCUAUAUACAUAAGAACAAGAUCGUCCAUCGCGACCUGAAGCCUGAGAAUGUUUUGAUUGACCAACAUGGCCACAUCAGAUUAUGUGAUUUUGGAUUUGGAAGAAAACUCGACGAUGAAGAAGGCUUACUCAAGACAUAUUGCGGGAGUCCUUACUACGCAGCUCCAGAGAUGGUGACCGCAACACCACACAAAGGGCCUCCUGUCGACAUGUGGAGUUGUGGCGUGAUUUUGUAUGCUAUGCUUACCGGAAAACUUCCCUUCCAAAGCGAAACCAUGCCCCAGCUAUUUAAAAAAAUCAGUUUGGCCAGCUACACACCUCCGCGAGAUGUAUCUAAUCAAGCUAGUAAUCUAAUAAGCCGGCUGCUGUGCAAGAACCCCAAUGACCGACUGACGGCCCACCAAUGUUUGUCUCAUCCGUGGCUC
Phycomyces blakesleeanus NRRL 1555(-) is the source of this 774-nucleotide messenger RNA. RefSeq lists its product as hypothetical. Gene Ontology annotation, molecular function: ATP binding; protein serine/threonine kinase activity. Gene Ontology annotation, cellular component: cytoplasm. Lineage: Eukaryota; Fungi; Mucoromycota; Mucoromycetes; Mucorales; Phycomycetaceae. The annotation marks the transcript as partial. The record is from RefSeq and is a predicted model, not a curated record. Gene Ontology annotation, biological process: protein phosphorylation; intracellular signal transduction. The transcript has 3 exons.